Phytophthora sojae is the source of this 954-nucleotide messenger RNA. RefSeq lists its product as hypothetical. Bases 1 to 954 code for a protein of 317 amino acids. The record is from RefSeq and is a predicted model, not a curated record. Lineage: Eukaryota; Oomycota; Peronosporomycetes; Peronosporales; Peronosporaceae. The transcript has 4 exons.
AUGCCUUCCGAGCAGCGAGACAUCAACUUCGACGACCUGGGCGCAAGGCUUCGGGACGAAGUGUACAUCGAACUCACUCUAGUGCUCUGCAAGAAGCUCGACAUUAAGAUUUUCUCUCUGGAGGCCGAAGACGGCACUUGGCCUCUUGAGGAGGACGCAGCUGCUGUUCCCAGGCACAAGAUCAAGUACUCGCGCUCCAUCGCCUCGCUCUUCCCCAACACCAAGAGCGAAGGGCGCGUCCACUUCCGAGUCGAGAAACCAGUGGCGUCUGGAUCGCCGACCUCGACGGCGCUAACACUGCCAAUGGAGCGCUAUCCAUUGUCGCCAUUUGCCGACCGUCGACUUCAGCUCAACCAAGUGCUGGCCAAAAUAACCAAACAUGCUAGGCAAGGCAAAAUGACGGGGAAGCGCAGACGCGGUGAUGACAAUCAGCACGGGGUCGUCAGCAGUUCCCUUGAGUGGGAAGAUGUGGAGAAGAUCUACGACCCACUCAUGCAAGAGGAUAAGGCGGCGUUUCCGGUCAAGAAACUGGACGAGACGUUCAUCGAGAAGCUGGUCACCAUGCUGCAGGAUGAGGGGAAGGCUUUCGGGUCGACGAAACGAGCCACUGCAGUGAGACGACUGCAGCAUAGCGUCACGACGAUUCUUGGUGCUCCGGAUCUACUGUUGACGCGGAAGCAGCGUAAGGUGGUUGUCGUUGUGUGUCUACGCGAAGACCAGCUGCGAGCUCAGUCAGAAGACUUGGUGCUGAUGGACGUAGCAAUUGCGGAUAACGAAGACACAGACAUCCAAGCGUCUCCUGUCUUCGGUAUCUUCUCGGAUUGGGUCUUCUACAAGCACGAUGAGACCGGGAUCAAGUAUUUGGAGGAAUCCCUUAACGACAACGACCGCUCGAUCAAGGGCGACGUUGCAACGGUUGCGGGGAUUAUUUACAACAUGAUGGGCGGAGAAUAA